AUGGGGAACUGCUUCACCAAGAAGCCCGCCGACCCCGCCACGCCUACCGAUGCCGACACCCCCGCCCACGCGCCGGACCCGAGCCCGGCCCCGGAUGACGCCCCCGUCCAAACGGCACCCGUACCCACCGCCGCCUUCAGCCCGCCCCCUAAGCCGGCCGCUCCCAUCGGCCCCGUGCUCGGCCGGCCCAUGGAGGACGUCCGCACCACUUACUCCCUCGGGAAGGAGCUGGGGCGCGGCCAGUUCGGCGUCACCCAUCUUUGCACCCACAAGGCCACCGGGGACAAGUACGCCUGCAAGACCAUCGCGAAGCGUAAGCUCGCCAACAAGGAGGACAUCGAGGACGUCAGGAGGGAGGUCCAGAUCAUGUACCACCUGUCGGGGCAGCCCAACAUCGUGGAGCUGAAGGGGGCUUUCGAGGACAAGCAGUCGGUGCACCUCGUCAUGGAGCUGUGCGCGGGAGGGGAGCUGUUCGAUCGCAUCAUCGCCAGGGGCCACUACACGGAGCGGGCGGCCGCGUCGCUGCUGAGGACGAUCGUGCAGAUCGUCCACACCUGCCAUUCCAUGGGGGUGAUGCAUAGGGACCUCAAGCCCGAGAACUUCCUCUUGCUGAACAAGGAUGAGGAUGCGCCGCUCAAGGCCACCGACUUUGGGCUCUCUGUUUUCUUCAAGCAAGGUGAGGUAUUCAAAGACAUAGUUGGCAGUGCAUAUUACAUAGCACCUGAGGUCCUCAAGCGAAGAUAUGGGCCAGAAGCUGAUAUUUGGAGCAUAGGAGUGAUGCUUUACAUUUUUCUCUGUGGAGUUCCUCCAUUCUGGGCUGGUGCUUCUUCAUCUAUUCAAAUAAUUCUUCAGGGGAUCUUCAAUACUAUUCUAAGGGGGCAGAUUGACUUUACAAGUGACCCAUGGCCUAACAUUUCACCUGGUGCUAAGGAUCUUGUGAGAAAGAUGCUGAACUUGGACCCCAGACAGAGGCUGACAGCAUUUGAAGUUCUCAACCAUCCAUGGAUCAAGGAAGAUGGAGAAGCACCUGACACACCACUUGACAAUGCUGUCCUCAACAGGCUGAAACAAUUUAGAGCAAUGAACCAGUUUAAGAAAGCUGCCCUAAGGGUAAUAGCAGGAUGUUUAUCAGAGGAAGAGAUCAAAGGGCUGAAGGAAAUGUUUAAGAAUAUGGACUCUGACAAUAGUGGAACUAUAACUCUCGAAGAACUAAAACAAGGUCUUUCCAAGCAAGGAACAAAGCUGUCGGAGUAUGAAGUCAAACAGCUGAUGGAAGCUGCUGAUGCAGAUGGGAACGGAACUAUCGACUAUGAGGAAUUUAUUACAGCGACAAUGCACAUGAACAGAAUGGAUAGAGAAGAGCAUCUAUAUACAGCAUUUCAGUACUUUGAUAAGGACAACAGCGGUUAUAUCACAAAGGAAGAACUUGAGCAAGCUCUAAAAGAGAAAGGACUAUACGACGGCAAGGAAAUCAAGGAUAUAAUUGCUGAAGCUGAUGUUGACAAUGAUGGAAGAAUAAAUUAUGAUGAGUUUGCAGCUAUGAUGAGAAAAGGGAACCCUGAGACAAAUCCAAAGAAAAGAAGAGAUGUGUUCUAUUAAUCUGAGAAUGGAAAAGAGAAGUGAGAGGACCAGUGUUGUUUGAACUUGUCAAUGUACCCAAUACUUGGUAUGGUGGAGAAAUCAUACACGAUGAGCAGAAGCUUUCUUUUUCUUUUCUUUGAGGGGUAUCGAGAAGAGCAGAAGAUAAUCAUGGCAAAAGGGAGAGAGAAAGCACUGAGAAGCUAUCUAGUGAACCUAUUCAUAAGUCUCAUGUACAAAUCUUGCUUGUGGGGAUAUGAGGUAGGUGGAGAAUAGAUCAUCUCAAUGGCAACUGACGGUGUAAACGUUUCUGAACUUCAUGACAGAGUUGGACAAUCUUAUGUCAACUAAUGCCUGUAAUACAUUUUAGCGAUACCGACUGAUUCAAAGAAAUUGCCACAGCAGAUAGGUUCCAAAGACCUUCCAGCAUCUCCAGACGGAUCUUCUAGGAAAAGCUCAAAGUCUCUUGAUCAUGGACGAUAUGAACUUGCAACUUUCUCAUUGUUUUCAUGCUUAGUUUGAACAAUAUGGAGAUUACUUUCCAACAUGGAGAAAAAAUUUUGAAGCUUUGUAA
Molecule: messenger RNA, 2152 nt
Organism: Musa acuminata AAA Group (dessert banana)
Lineage: Eukaryota; Viridiplantae; Streptophyta; Magnoliopsida; Zingiberales; Musaceae
Product: calcium-dependent protein kinase 2-like
Exons: 8
Coding region: 1-1599 (532 amino acids)
Biological process (GO): peptidyl-serine phosphorylation; intracellular signal transduction; protein autophosphorylation
Cellular component (GO): cytoplasm; nucleus
Molecular function (GO): calcium-dependent protein serine/threonine kinase activity; calmodulin binding; ATP binding
Source: RefSeq, a predicted model, not a curated record